Molecule: messenger RNA, 873 nt
Organism: Brettanomyces nanus
Lineage: Eukaryota; Fungi; Ascomycota; Pichiomycetes; Pichiales; Pichiaceae
Exons: 1
Coding region: 1-873 (290 amino acids)
Biological process (GO): endoplasmic reticulum to Golgi vesicle-mediated transport; regulation of GTPase activity
Cellular component (GO): TRAPP complex; cis-Golgi network; trans-Golgi network
Source: RefSeq, a predicted model, not a curated record
AUGAGCACAAUCAAGACGCCGACAUCGCCUCUUCCGAAGCUACCCGAUCAAACUGCUGUAAGUGAAUCUUCUACACCGGUGAAGGUAGCGAACAAAACUCCUGCUGAUUCACCUAGUAGAGCUUCUAUCAACACUACUACCUCUAAGAAUGAAGUUUCAUCGGAUUCAGAAAUCUUCACUUCGGAGAUUAAUGCAUGCUGCUUGCACUACCUUGUGAACGAAUGCGUUCCACUUUCAAUGAGAGUGCAGGAGAAGUUAAUGAAGAACGAAACUGAUCUUGGAGCUCUGAUGAAGAACUUGAAGUUAAAGGACCAGAACAUUAGAGGAUCCGAGGAGAUCAAAGAGGAUACAAAGUCGUCCAAGGGCCCUUCAGACUCUCAUACAAGGGAAUUUUUGGCUGGAAGAGUGGAUUACAUGAAUGACGAGAAGUACCUUGACGUCAAUAGUCUCUAUAGAAUAGAGGGCUACGGAUUUGAGAUUGGCUUCAAAAUCACCGAUUGCUUGAUAUACGACAAAAGUGUCAAAGAGGGCCUCACUGUGAAGAUGGUGGACUCUUUGGAGAUCCUGAAAUUCAUUUGCAGAGACGUGUGGAAGGUGUUUUAUGGAAAACAGAUGGAUAACCUUCGAACUAAUCACUUGGGAACCUUUGUGCUUAUCGACAAUGCCUUCAAACCUCUUACACAUUUCUACAGUGGUAAAGGCGAAGAGGAUACACUAAAUAAAGUUACGCCAUUCCUUCAAUUUCCUUCCGGUUUGAUAAGGGGAAUACUGUGGAGUCUUAGUGUGGAAUCGGUGGUGAAGGCCGAGGUUAUCAACGGCAAGGUUCCUGGAAUUUCGUUUACUGUUCAGACCAACUUCGAUACAAAGGAGUGA